This is a messenger RNA of Tupaia belangeri chinensis (Chinese tree shrew), 1260 nucleotides long. It is a transcript of the gene CUNH11orf52, whose product is annotated as chromosome unknown C11orf52 homolog. Gene Ontology annotation, cellular component: extracellular exosome. Bases 279 to 653 code for a protein of 124 amino acids. The transcript has 4 exons. Lineage: Eukaryota; Metazoa; Chordata; Mammalia; Scandentia; Tupaiidae. The record is from RefSeq and is a predicted model, not a curated record.
AUUGAAGUAACAAAGUUCAUGUCUUCAUCAAAAGAAGCUUCAAAUCCCUAAGGUGAGAUAGCUCUCACCUGGAACCAGUGGGUGUUGUUCCACUCUGGCUGGGAACAGUCACCUGGGAAUUAUUCCAGCAGGUGGCUUCCAAAGUCCAACCUGCUGGGUUGAAAUCUGACACUGACAGCGACUCUGCGAGCUGCCGCGGAAAGCUAAACCGGGAACCAGGAAAUGCACCAGCCUCUUUAUGUCGAAAAACAGCUGGGCUCCCUCAGAGACAGAGCGCCAUGGGAAACCGGCUCUGCUGCGGGGGAAGCUGGAGCUGCCCUUCAACUUUCCAGAAGAAAAAGAAAACAGGGAGCCAAGCAAGGACAUUGAAGCCACAGCAGCAACAGCUGCAGCAGAAUGACAGAAAGAGCCAGGAAGCCACGGGGCAUACAUACGAGCAGGUGUUACGGCAACAGCCGCAAGAGAGGAGGCAGGGCCUCACGUCGGAGGACAGCAGCUUACACUACGCAGACAUCCACGUGUGCAGCCAGAUCCAGCCGCGCUCUGCCCGUGAGGUGAAACACCUGCAUUUAGAAAAUGCCACAGAGUAUGCUACCCUUUGCUUUCCCCAGGCCACACCUCGCUAUGACAGCAAGAAGGGGACGCUGGUGUGAGCCUUGGGGAGGAGGGACUAGUUUCUAUCAUUUUCCACCACCACUAUUCCUGAGAAGGAGUCUACUGCUUUGAGGAAUCGGAUGGCAGCCAUGGACGUUGGCCACAUUUGAGCUUAAAGAACUCCAGAGCCCCUGGGAGUGUGGGUGUCCCCGGUUUCUCCCCUAUGUCUCUUAGAUUGGAGCCUCGUUGGGUAACCAGUGAGUGGUUGGGGUUCCAGAAAAUAAGGUUAGGUCGAGUGUACAGGAAGGUCGAUCUUUGAUCCCUAACAUUGCUCCUGCUCUCAAGAAAAGUGCAGAGAGAACUGUUAACUGUAUAUUCACUCGGCUAGUCUUGCUGUACUCUAUCCCACGGUAUCCCUUCUAUACACCUUGAACUACAAGGCUGGAGAGGAGGUGCUCUGGAAAAGCAUUCUUCCAGGGCCGACUGGAGAGUCCUAGAUCUAAACAAAUGGGAGCGGGGCCUGAGGAAGCGUACUCCAACCGUAGGCGGGUAUACCCGCACUUCCAGUCCCUGAUACAGCGUGGCGAGGCUCCGGUACUCGCCUCGGCUGGGCCAUUGGCCCUUGCGGAUACGGAGCCGCUAGCAUCAAUAAACAGCUGAGAAACA